This is a messenger RNA of Mycena indigotica, 1929 nucleotides long. RefSeq names its product NmrA domain-containing protein. Bases 1 to 1929 code for a protein of 642 amino acids. Gene Ontology annotation, molecular function: protein binding. The record is from RefSeq and is a predicted model, not a curated record. Lineage: Eukaryota; Fungi; Basidiomycota; Agaricomycetes; Agaricales; Mycenaceae. The transcript is spliced from 7 exons.
AUGCAGCCGACCCUUCCACCUGAGCUGUGGGACGCCAUUCUGGACCUUCUGGUAGACAAUGACGACCUGCGCCGCUGUGGCCUCGUAUGUCGCGCAUGGCUGCCUGCAACCCGCCACCGACUGUAUGAAGCCCCUCUUUCUGUCUGUGACGACAAUGAUCUCGAGCGCUUCUUGGAAUACCUCCAGUCGCCGCACAACACGCUCAGAGUGCAUCUGAGCGGGCUAAACAUUACAUAUACUGUGCGGUACAGGAAAAAACUACAAGAAAUUUUGGCGGCACUACCGGGUCUCGCUGGCCUGACGGAGCUGCGAUUGAAUCUGCCAUACAACCAUUGCUCGUACACGGACUUCCCCCGCCUGCAGCAAGUCACGCGGCUUGGCCUCCACGCAAUGAGUUUCCCCCGCUUCCUGCACUUCACGCUGUUGCUCCAGAAGAUGCGGUCGAUCAAGCAUCUCGUGCUGGGCAGAAUCGAGUGGACUGGGGUCGCUAAAGAGACAGGCCAGUUCUGUCUGCUCCACGGGACGUGCAUUGCGCUCGAAUCACUCGAGUUUAACCUCGCCGGCGACGCCCAUGCCCCUGAGGACGAGCCAUUUCUCGAUUGGCUCGCUUGGGACAAGAGUGCGCCAAUCGUAAAGGAAGUCACAAUCCACCUUUGUGAAGAAGUUGCCCCCAAGCGUGCCGACCAGGUGGCGCAGUUCAUUGGCCAUAAUGCAGCAAUACUCGCCAGUCUACACAUCAAGUUUGCAUCCCACAAAGCAAGUCCCUGCCCGUGCUUCAAUCCGGACAAGCGAGAUCAUCACGACCUUGAUAUGCGCGAAUACCUAGCCAUGAUGGCCAGUCACUUUCAGCACACCCUCCCCACCCUCCUCGAAUGCCUCCCGCGCGGAAAUACUCUCACAAAGCUGAUCCUCCUCAUGCCCUACCUUUACCUCGAAGAGCGCGACAUUCCCGUGCUCCCUGACUACACGCGCCUCAAGGCGGUGCUCCACGGGCCCACCCUCGCCAGCCUCGUGAUAAUCCAGUUCUACGCCCUGUGCAAAGGACAUGCUAUCGACAAGGACGGCGCGUUGGCGCCGAAGCACCACCCCGUCCAGUCCAUUGUCUUGGAACAGCUCUCAUGGGGCGUGGUCAACCUGGUCCUUGGCAAGGAGGAGGAUGCCCGCCGAGCCUUCGAUGGCGCGGACUAUGCGUUCUUGGUGACAAACUUCUCUGAGCACAUGAGUAUGGAACGCGAACUCGCUGAAGGAAAACUGCUCAUCGAUGCUGCGAAGUCCGUCUCUACUAUGCGCGGUAUCAUUUGGUCCGGCCUCCUUUCCCCUGGCGCCGCAAGCAAUGGCAAAUACACCCGCAUGGUCCAUUUCGAAGGCAAAGCUGCGGUCUCAGCUUACGGCCUCUCCACGACAGAAACUCUUCCAGUCGGCUUUGCCAUCGUCCCAGCGGCCUUCUACAUGCAGCAAAUGGCCAAGACUUCCGGCCCCAUUCGCAUGAUCGAGCAAAAUCCUGACAAUCCAGACGAGCUCAUUAUUCGGUGGAAUGUGCGAAAGACGACGAAGCUUCCUUUUAUCGACGUUGAGAGAGACUACGGCCAAUUUGUCGUCAAACAGGUCAUCGAGGCAGACGUUUUCCCUAACGGUCGGGAAGUUAACACAGCAAGCGAGGCUCUGACUCCGGAAGAAAUUGCUGACGCAGUUGCUGAAGUCACUGGAAAGAAGGUCACGUACAAGCAGAUCUCGACGGAAGACGUCGAGCAACGGCUCAAUGAUGCAGGAGUGCCACAACACUUUGCAAGCAGCUUGGCUGAGAGCUUGGCGUUUGCCGACGAGUUUGGGUUUUAUGCUGGAGGAUCUCCUGUAGACAGCGAAGGUCUUCGCCUUCAUACUUUCAAGGAGUUUGCGCAAGAUGUGGGGUUGCGCGCGUUGCUUGCCUAA